Penaeus vannamei (Pacific white shrimp) is the source of this 2514-nucleotide messenger RNA. Lineage: Eukaryota; Metazoa; Arthropoda; Malacostraca; Decapoda; Penaeidae. The record is from RefSeq and is a predicted model, not a curated record.
AUGGUGUGGGUGAGAGCGGGCAGGACAUGGGACCGCUUAUUGUGGGUGAUGGAAUUCAUGGGGGGCAAGGAUUUCAUCGGGGGCACACCAUGCGACCCACGGUGUGGUGAUGGGGAUUCAGGGGCACAGGACCAUGCGACCGCUUCACACGGUGUGGGUGAUGGGAUUCAUGGGGGCACCAGGACAUAUGCGACGCUUCACGGUGUGGGUGAUGGGAUUAUGGGGGCAACAGGGAUUCAUGGGGGGACAGACAUUAAUGCACAGCUUUCAACAGGUGGGUCUCUCUCUCUCUCUCUCUCUCUCUCUCUCUCUCCUCUCCUCUCUCUCUCUCCUCCCCAGCUGUUGCGGGAUGCUGCAGAUGCCGACAGAGAUGGAGAAUUACGCCACACACAAUGGGAGAGAAGAAUGUCUGAUGCUGCUGGAGUAACUGAUGGCCCCCAGCCCCACAUCCUCGAGCCCCAAGACAGCCUCGAGCCCCAAGACAGCUUCGAGCCCCAAGACGCCCCAGCCCCAAGACAGCCCGAGACCUCGCCCCAAGACAGCCUCGAGCCCCAAAAACAGCCUCGAGCCCCAAGACAGCCUCGAGAGCCUCGAGCCCCAAGGACAGCCCCGAGCCCCCCCAAGACCAGAGCCCCAAGGACAGCCCCGAGCCCCAAGACAGCCUCGAGCCCCAAGGACAGCCCGACCCCCAAGGACAGCCUCGAGCCCCAAGACAGCCUCGAGCCCCAGACAGCCAGCCCCAAGACAGCCUCAGCCCCAAGACAGCCCCGAGCCCAAGACAGCCUCGAGCCCCAAGACAGCCUCGAGCCCCAGACAGCCUCGAGCCCCAAGACAGCCUCGACAGCCCCGACCCAAGACAGCCCGAGCCCCAAGAGCAGCCCCGAGCCCCAAGACAGCCUCGAGCCCCAAGACAGCCCAAGACAGCCCCCAGACAGCCCCAGCGAGCCCCAAGACAGCCCUCGAGCCCAAGACAGCUCGAAGCCCCAAGACAGCCCGAGCCCCAAGACAGCCUCCACCCCAAGACAGCCUCGAGCCCCAAGACAGCCUCGAGCCCAAGACAGCCCUCGACCCCAGACAGCCCCGAGCCCAACAGCGAGCCCCAAGACAGCCCGAGCCCACAGCCUCCAGCCCAAGACAGCCGAGCCUCAAGACAGCCUCGAGCCCCAAGACAGCCUGAGCCCACAGACAGCCUCGAGCCCCAAGAGCCCCGAGCCCAGCCCCGAGCCCCAAGACAGCCUCCAGCCCAAGCCAGCCCCAGCCCAAGACAGCCCGAGCCCCAAGACAGCCCCGAGCCCAAGACAGCCCCGAGCCCCAAAGAUCCAGCCAGCCCCGAGCCCCAAGACAGCCUCGAGCCCCAAGACAGCCCCAGCCCAAGAACAGCCUCGAGCCCCAAGCCCGACGAGCCCCAGACAGCCCCGAGCCCUAAGACAGCCUCGAGCCAAAGACAGCCCCGAGCCCAAGACAGCCCCGAGCCCAAGACAGCCCCACAGCCCCAAGACAGCCCAGCCCAAGACAGCCCGAGCAAGACAGCCACGACAGCCCCAAGAGCCCCGAGCCCAAGACAGCCCAGCCCGAGCCCCAAGACAGCCCCGAGCCCCCAAGACAGCCCUCGGCCCCAAGACAGAGCCCAAGAAGCCCCCGAGCCCCAAGACAGCCUCGAGCCCCAAGACAGCCCAGCCCCAAGACAGCCCCAAGACAGCCCCGAGCCCCAAGACAGCCCCCCCCCCGAGCCCCAAGACAGCCUCAGCCCCAAGACAGCCCGAGCCCCUCUUCUCCUCCCCCUCCUCCAGCGGCGGCGAGAGGCGACCCGACUGUCUUCAGAGUCAACAGAGCCCCCGCGUUUCGCCAAACAUCGGAAGCUCCCUCUCUCUCUCCAUCCCUCUCGAUGAGGUUGGGAAGAAUGAGAGGGAGGCUCAGAGGGACUCACGACAGAUCAGAAACUCACAGGAGAUUCACUUCAGACUCAGAGAAGAACUCACAGGAGAUUCACUUCAGACUCAGAGAAGACUCACAACAGAUCAGAAACUCACAGGAGAUUCACUUCAGACUCAGAGGAGACUAACAAUUCAGAGGAGACUAACAACUGACCAGAAACUCACAGGAGAUUCACUUCAGACUCAGAGAAGACUCACAGCUGAUCAGAAACUCACAGGAGAUUCACUUCAGACUCAGAGAAGACUCCGGCAGAUCAGAGGGGAUUCACUUCAGACUCAGAGGAGACUAACAGCUGAUCAGAAACUCACAGGAGAUUCACUUCAGACUCAGAGAAGACUCACAACUGAUCAGAAACUCACAGGAGAUUCACUUCAGACUCAGAGAAGACUCACAGGAGAAUUCACUUCAGACUCAGAGAAGACUCACAGGAGCUUCACUUCAGACUCAGAGAAGACUCACAGGGGCUUCACUUCAGACUCAGAGAAGACUCACAGGGGCUUCACUUCAGACUCAGAGAAGACUCAUGACUUAUCAGAAACUCACAGGAGAUUCACUUCAGACUCAGAGGAGACUCCCUGA